Molecule: messenger RNA, 1295 nt
Organism: Myotis lucifugus (little brown bat)
Lineage: Eukaryota; Metazoa; Chordata; Mammalia; Chiroptera; Vespertilionidae
Gene: C1QTNF7
Product: C1q and TNF related 7
Exons: 3
Coding region: 77-946 (289 amino acids)
Molecular function (GO): protein binding
Source: RefSeq, a predicted model, not a curated record
CUCUCAUGAAAGAUCCUCGGUCUCUUGUGGAUUUAGAAUCCUGGAGCAACCCACUAUCCCAGAGCAAGAGUCAAAGAUGUUUGUCUUGCUCUAUGUUACAAGUUUUGCCAUUUGUGUAAGUGGACAACCUCGAGGUAAUCAGUUCAAAGGAGAGAGCUACGCCCCAAGAUAUAUCUGUAGCAUCCCUGGCUUACCUGGACCUCCUGGCCCUCCUGGAGCAAGUGGCUCCCCUGGACCCCACGGUCGGAUCGGCCUUCCAGGACGAGAUGGGAGAGACGGCAGGAAAGGAGAGAAAGGCGAAAAGGGGGCUGCAGGUUUGAGAGGUAAGACUGGACCGCUGGGCCUUGCUGGAGAGAAAGGGGACCAAGGAGAAACGGGGAAGAAGGGACCCAUGGGACCAGAGGGUGAGAAAGGAGAAGUUGGUCCAGCUGGGCCUGCUGGACCGAAGGGAGACAGAGGAGAGCAAGGGGACCCAGGGCUGCCUGGAGUUUGUAGAUGUGGAAGCAUCGUGCUCAAAUCUGCCUUUUCUGUUGGCAUCACCACCAGCUACCCAGAAGAGAGGCUACCGAUCAUAUUUAACAAGGUCCUCUUCAAUGAGGGAGAACACUACAACCCUGCCACAGGGAAGUUCAUCUGUGCUUUCCCGGGAAUCUACUACUUUUCUUAUGAUAUCACAUUGGCCAAUAAGCAUCUGGCAAUCGGGCUGGUGCACAACGGGCAGUACCGGAUAAAGACCUUCGACGCCAACACAGGGAACCAUGAUGUGGCUUCAGGGUCCACAGUCAUCUAUCUGCAGCCGGAAGAUGAAGUCUGGCUGGAGAUCUUCUUCAAUGACCAGAAUGGCCUCUUCUCAGACCCAGGUUGGGCAGACAGCUUGUUCUCCGGAUUUCUCCUGUACGUUGACACAGAUUACCUAGAUUCCAUAUCAGAAGACGACGAGCUGUGACCAGGACUGCUGACCAGCAGGUUCCAGAAUCCUUGUGGGAGACACUUUGAUUUCAUCAAGGGGCCCUGGAAGGUGGAAUACACAGCAAUGAGAUCCAAAGACUCCCGCUCCGAUUCCAGAGUAUUUACAGACAGCUCUAGCGACAUUUAUUAUUAAAACAAGAUGAUCCACCAAACUAUUGAAACCAUACCAAGAUGAAUGAUAUAAAACAAUAACCCCAGAUAUGAAUUCUCUUGAAAGCAGUGUUCAUAAAUAUUUAAACAAAUCCAAGACGAUGUUAACAAUUUUUUUUUAUUAAAUUCCCUGAGUGAUCAGACCAGACGGCAAUGAUAAUGUCUCAUUAAAUCUU